Messenger RNA from Cotesia congregata, 2790 nucleotides. The record is from the annotation of a GenBank genome assembly. Lineage: Eukaryota; Metazoa; Arthropoda; Insecta; Hymenoptera; Braconidae.
AUUUUUUUUUGUUAUUUAGGUAAAAGUAAGGAGGCCGAAAUAAAGAGGAUAAAUAAGGAAUUAGCAAAUAUAAGAAGUAAAUUUAAAGGAGACAAAACUGUCGAUGGAUACCAAAAGAAAAAAUACGUCUGCAAAUUAUUGUUUAUAUUUUUACUUGGUCAUGAUAUCGAUUUCGGACAUAUGGAAGCUGUUAAUUUAUUAUCAUCGAAUAAAUACUCCGAAAAACAAAUUGGGUACCUAUUCAUCUCAGUGCUGGUUAAUACCAACAGUGAUCUCAUAAAAUUAAUAAUACAAAGCAUAAAAAAUGACUUGGGAUCUCGUAACCCAAUCCACGUUAAUCUGGCGCUCCAAUGUAUCGCGAACAUCGGUAGUAAAGAAAUGGCAGAGGCCUUUGGAAAUGAAAUCCCCAAGUUACUUGUUUCUGGGGACACGAUGGAUGUAGUGAAGCAGAGUGCAGCGCUAUGCCUGCUGCGACUUUUACGAACAGCCCCGGAAGUAGUUCCCGGAGGAGAAUGGACAUCUCGGAUCGUCCACCUUCUAAACGACCAGCACCUCGGAGUAGUAACAGCAGCCGCUUCCUUGAUCGACGCUCUGGUAAAACGUAACCCGGAGGAGUACAAAGGGUGCGUUAGCCUUGCAGUGUCGCGUCUCAGCAGAAUAGUAACCGCCAAUUACACCGAUCUUCAAGAUUACACUUACUACUUCGUCCCCGCGCCCUGGCUGUCUGUAAAACUGCUUCGUCUUCUCCAGAAUUACACCCCGCCGGCUGAAGACCCGGGAGUGCGUGGUCGCUUGAACGAGUGUCUAGAAACGAUUCUCAACAAAGCACAAGAGCCUCCAAAGUCUAAAAAAGUCCAGCACUCAAAUGCCAAAAACGCAGUACUCUUUGAAGCAAUAAGUUUAAUUAUCCACAACGACAGCGAGCCGAAUUUACUGGUACGAGCUUGCAAUCAGCUUGGACAAUUUCUAUCAAACCGCGAGACCAAUUUGCGGUACCUCGCUCUAGAGUCAAUGUGUCAUUUAGCGACGUCUGAAUUUUCCCAUGAAGCUGUAAAGAAACAUCAGGAAGUCGUUAUACUGUCUAUGAAGAUGGAAAAAGACGUCUCGGUGCGUCAGCAAGCUGUUGAUUUACUUUACGCGAUGUGCGAUAAAAGCAACGCUGAAGAAAUAGUCCAAGAGAUGCUUAAUUAUCUUGAAACAGCUGAUUAUUCAAUUCGCGAAGAAAUGGUUUUAAAAGUCGCGAUACUCGCGGAAAAAUACGCGACUGACUACACGUGGUACGUCGACGUUAUUUUAAAUUUGAUAAGGAUAGCUGGGGAUUAUGUUUCUGAAGAAGUUUGGUACCGAGUAAUACAAAUAGUUAUUAAUCGCGACGAUGUCCAAGGCUACGCUGCUAAAACUGUAUUCGAAGCACUGCAAGCUCCGGCUUGUCAUGAAAAUAUGGUUAAAGUUGGUGGUUAUAUUCUCGGUGAAUUCGGUAAUUUAAUUGCUGGAGACGCUCGCUCGUCACCGGCAGUACAAUUCCAGUUAUUACAUUCCAAAUAUCAUUUGUGUUCACCGAUGACGCGCGCACUGCUACUGUCGACUUAUAUUAAGUUUGUUAAUUUAUUUCCUGAGAUACGUACACAAAUUCAAGAUGUCUUCAGGACACACAGUAACUUGCGCAGUGCUGACGCUGAAUUACAGCAACGCGCUUCUGAGUAUUUGCAGUUGAGUAUUAUCGCAUCUACAGACGUAUUAGCGACUGUGCUUGAAGAAAUGCCGGCAUUCCCCGAGCGUGAAAGCUCCAUUCUGGCUGUGCUUAAGAAAAAGAAACCUGGACGGAUACCGGAGAAUGAAAUCAGAGAGAAUAAAAGCCCGGCUCCGAGCGCUAAUCAUGAAACUGCUACUGCGAUUUCUGCUACCAUUGGUACCGCUGCAGCUGCUAGUGUCAACAGUUCUUCUGCUGACUUACUGGGACUGUCUACUCCGCCUUCUUCUCAACCUACUAGUAAUACUGGAAUGCUGCUGGAUGUUCUAGGGGAUAUUUAUAAUGCGCCUAGUAAAGUUACCGCUACCAAUGGCGCGCAAAACUCUUACAAUCCUAAGAAAUUCGUUUGUAGAAACAACGGGGUGCUGUUUGAAAAUGAUCUGAUCCAAAUAGGCGUUAAAUCGGAAUUCCGACAGAAUCUCGCACGUGUUGGGUUAUUUUAUGGCAACAAGACCCAAUUUGCUCUUAAUAAUUUCCAGCCGCAAUUGUCUUGGUCUGAUGAAAAUCAAGCUAAAUUGGCAGUUCAAAUAAAACCUGUUGAUCCGGUACUUGAAGCUGGUGCACAAAUUCAACAAAUGAUUAAUGCUGAGUGUAUUGAUGAUUAUAACGAUGCACCCAGUAUGAUAAUAUCAUUUAUGUACAAUAAUAUGCCACAAAAGAUAACAAUGAAAUUACCAUUGACGAUAAACAAAUUCUUUGAGCCAACGGAAAUGAACGGAGAGUCAUUUUUUGCGAGAUGGAAAAACCUUGGCGGCGCAAAUCAACAACGUUCCCAAAAAAUUUUCAAAGCCCAACAGCCAAUGGACUUGGCCCAAGUCCGUACAAAAUUACAAGGCUUUGGUAUGCAGUUACUUGACAAUAUUGAUCCUAAUCCCGAUAACUUUGUCUGCGCUGGUAUUGUUCACAUGCGAGCACAACAAGUUGGUUGUUUGCUACGCUUAGAACCUAACAAACAAGCCCAGAUGUUCCGGUUGACUGUACGCUCGAGUAAAGAAUCAAUGUCGAUAGAAAUAUGUGACCUGCUGGUAGAUCAAUUUUAA